Messenger RNA from Pangasianodon hypophthalmus (striped catfish), 5184 nucleotides. It is a transcript of the gene bicc1a, whose product is annotated as BicC family RNA binding protein 1a. Bases 804 to 3533 code for a protein of 909 amino acids. Lineage: Eukaryota; Metazoa; Chordata; Actinopteri; Siluriformes; Pangasiidae. Gene Ontology annotation, cellular component: cytoplasm. Gene Ontology annotation, molecular function: protein binding; RNA binding. The record is from RefSeq and is a predicted model, not a curated record. The transcript is spliced from 21 exons.
UUUUGUUUUGAAAGAGUUUAACUGAAGUUAGUUUAAAAAAAAAACAAACAUUGAUAAAUACAUUCAUACAUUCACAUGUAUUGUAGAAAUGGCUUUGAGAAUCACAGUAUGAUCGUUCUGUCACAUCGCUCACUCCUCUUUCUGCAGCACUCCAGCUCUGUGCGCUCUGCACCCAUUUCACACGUCCAAGAAUGUGACCCACAAUGCAUUGUGUUGCGCCAGGGUUCACGUCAAGGCGAAUGGAGACUACGCUCUCAGGCCUGCGGUGUCGAACACGUUAAGCUGCGCUGAGCACCGAACACUGCGUAUGUGAGAUCUCUCUUAAUGACCAGUCUGAAGAAACAGUUGAAGAAAAGGUCAGCAGCUUAGAUUUUGUUUUUGGAGAAGAGCCCUGGACUUCAGCGCUUCCUGUCUGCUGAAAUAUGGCCAAAUAUGUUUAUGAUUAUCCGUGUAAUCAAGUCUUCCUCGUCUUUCUCCCGGCUUUGGCGGCUGAUCAGGAUUCCCGGUGAACAGGCUGAUCCCAGUGUCCGUGUUUAAAAUGUGUGCAAAAACAUGUUUGAGUCGUCUAGGUUUUGGCAUGAGUGGAGAUUUUUAAUAUGCCUUCUGAGGAUGAAGAAAAGAGGACUAUUAUUGCUCAUGGAUGGAUGUGUGAGGGAUCCGAACUGACAGAAAUGGUGCUGUUAAUGUGACUCUUUUCAUUGGUCAGGCUUGCGCAACUCGUGGACGUCUCUUGACGAAAGAUUGUGAUAUUUGCAGCCAGUGAAGGACGAGUCAUCGGAGGAGAGGAUUUUUUCCAAAAGAUCAUGGAUGAAACAAGCACUCAGAUCGCCUGGCCUUCCAAACUGAAGAUCGGAGCCAAAUCCAAAAAAGACCCUCACAUUAAGGUCAGUGGAAGGAGAGAUGAUGUGAGAGAAGCGAAAGAAAGGAUCCUGGCCGUUCUGGACACUAAGAGUAAACGUGUGACGCUGAAGAUGGACGUGUCGCACACAGAGCACUCACACGUGAUCGGGAAGGGAGGGAACAACAUCAAACGCGUGAUGGAGGAGACGGGCUGCCACAUCCACUUCCCUGACUCCAACAGGAACAGCCAGGGGGAGAAGAGCAAUCAGGUGUCUAUAGCAGGGCAGCCAGCAGGAGUGGAAACAGCCAGGGCUAAAAUCCGGGAGUUGAUGUCGCUGGUCUUGAUGUUUGAGUGUGGGGGAUUUGUUGAGUCUCUAGACCUCAGCUCUCCGGUCAUCCAGCACAUCGCGCAGUCUUGCGGCGUCGCCAUUACGUGCAAGCCGCCCUCCCAUAUCUACGGCACCACCGCCGUCGUCCGUGGCAACCAAAGCAACGCUGCAGCAGUCAAGCGUGGUGCGGCUCUGCUGUUGGAUCACCUGGCUGGCUCCAUGUCCGGCUCCGUGACGGUUAGCACUCAGCUGGACAUCGCGCCUCAGCACCACCUGAGCCUGCUGGGCCGAAACGCCGCCAACCUCAAACACAUCAGCCAGCGCACUGGCGCCCACAUCCACUUCCCCGACCCCAGCACGCCCUCACACACUCACGCUCACACACGCCGCUCCAGUGUCUACAUUCAGGGCAGCAUCGACGCCGUGUGUGACGCCAGGCAGCAGCUCAUGGGCUGCUUGCCCCUGGUUUUAAUGUUCGACAUUAAGGAGGAGGCUGAGAUCGAGCCCCAGUGCAUCGCAACUCUUAUGGAGCAGCUAGACGUCUUCAUCAGCAUUAAACCCAAACCCAAACAACCCAGCAAGUCUGUGAUUGUAAAGAGUGUGGAGAGAAAUGCGGUGAAUAUGUACGAGGCACGCAGGCUGCUCCUGGCUCUGGAGAGCGCAUGCGGAUCUUCUCCCAGUCCCCCCGUUUCUUCGCCUUUUCCUCUCGGGACCAGCAGCGUUCCUGUUAAUGACCACGGCUCCUCCUCAUCACUCCUCAACCCUGUUGGACUGGACGUCUUGGCCUCAGCUGGACUGGGACUAAGCACUCUGGGCCUCUUAGGUUCCCCAGACCUUUCCGCUCAUAACGGCUCGUCUGAUUCUAACCCAGUUCUGAACGGGCAUGGUCCUGUCCCUAAUGGACCUAAUGAUGGAAUUGGGACACUACAGAGCAGCAACCACACACACACCCUCGCACCGUUACAGGGGCCUUCCCUCUGGACCAACACUCACACAACAUCAGCCAACACUGCAGGGUUCUCCUCUGUCCUGAUGUUGCAGUCUGUCGCUCAGGGUUCUCUCAGCAGUCUGCUGCUGUCCGGAGUCCACGGUUACAGCCAGAAUUACACACCGAGUCCCUCUCUCACACACUCACACACUCACACGCACACUCCUUCGCCCCCACCGGGAUUGGCGCCAAUACACAAACCAGUCAGCACAGAGCAACUCAAAACACACAUGCCUUCUAUGUACAGAGGGAUUUCAUCCGUAUCGCUAACUGAAUCCAUGCUUGGCCCCGCCCACUGUGACCCAGGACAGGAAGUUAAUGGACACAGCCAGUCAGAAGCUCUUUCUAACAAAUCUAGCUCUGAUGAAGGCUCAGACACGUUUGUCGAAGUGGGCAUGCCCAGAAGCCCAUCCCACUCAGCCAAUGGGAGCGAACUGAAGCAGAUGCUGGCUUCCUGUUCGGUGUCGUCAGGGAAACGGCAGACUGUAGAACUGAAUUCACAUCUCCGAUCAGAGUGUCUGUUGUCGGAUUCUGAGCCUGACGCAGUAGCUGAUAAGAGAGCACCAGGCAGCGAGAGAGCAGCAGAGAGGAACAGACUGGCCCCUCAUAUACAAGCCUAUGACUAUGAACAGAAGAAGCUACUCGCCACUAAAGCCAUGCUGAAGAAGCCAGUAGUGACCGAGGUUCGGACCCCGACCAACACAUGGAGCGGGCUCGGCUUCUCCAAGUCCAUGCCUGCAGAGAGCAUCAAGCAGCUCCGCAGAGCCAGCCAUACAGCCUACAAACCCUCAGUUAACACUACGUGUCAGGGCGCUCCUCUCUCCGUGUCAUGCACGGGCAACAGGGAGUCUCAGAGUAACGACGGCGAUGGUGAGAGCUGGUGCACGAGAAACGGAAGUUGUGUUAUUAACGGUAGUGGAGCAGCAACACACACGUUCCCCUCCACCAUCAGCGCUCCGGAGAGGAGCAAGAGCAGGACCGCCAUGGAUCAGUACCUGAGCAGCAGUAACUAUAUGGAGUGUAUCUCGUUCAUGGGUGGCAGUAAGGCGUCUUCUCUGAGCUCCUCUCUUAAAGGUACAGACCUGCCCGAGCUCUUCAGCACUCUGGGACUGGGCAAAUACACCGACGUCUUCCAGCAGCAGGAGAUUGAUCUGCAGACAUUUGUCACGCUGACGGAUCCAGACCUGAAGGAACUGGGAAUCACGACGUUUGGAGCGCGUAGGAAAAUGCUGCUGGCUAUCUCAGAGCUGAAUAAGAGCCGACGGGAGCUUUUCGAGCCUUCGAACAUGCGCACGUCGUUCCUGGAGGGCGGAGUGAACAGCCGUCUCGCGCGACACUUCCACGCCGACAUGGCCAGCGUGAGCGGACGCUGGUGACAAGGGAAAAAAAGCACGGCAAUAAAAUCUACUAAUACCUCUGUGGUACUAGUUAACGGUACCUCUGCAUGGACUACACACCUUCCCCUUUGUAAUGUGGAGAUUCUGAUCAUGUAGAGCAAAAUCAUUUCCUUCUGUUCAAUCAGGCUGGAGAACGUGGAAAGCCAUAAGGGCCAGUACGGUCCAUUCGUUAGCCAAAAGUGCCACAAGUGCCAAAAAACACGUUGACUAUCCUCAGAGGCAGGUUGGGCAUGACUGGAGAAGGGGAGGGUUGGCUGCUACUUUGUUGUUCAGAGUUAAAAGUGUGUAAAAUCGUAAACUGACGCAGUGUUAUUAACUGAAACGGUACUAGUUUAUUAUAAAGAAGCAGGCACACGCGGUCGCAUUAACUUUGGUACUCCUGCCUCCUCUGGCACAUUGAAGUAUCAGUAUUAAGCACUUUAAGAUAGCUUUUACGUGUGUGUGUGUGUGUGUGUGUGUGUGUGUGUGUGUGUGUGUGUUGCAUAUCAGUCCAGUGCCAAAGCACUUACCAGUCGUCAGUGUUCAAAGUUCAGAGGUCACAGUUCAUGCUUGCGGCCUUGUUGAUUGCUCAUAUUGGUGUUAUUCAUUGUUAUAAGGCUGCACUUACUCCAGUGUGUAUUUAAUUUUUUUUUACUAUAAACAUUUUCGUUUUAUAUAUUUACUUUUCCUUAAGAAGCAGUAGUUUACAUUUUUUUAUUGUCUCCUAUUUUAGUUAUGACUUCAUUUGUGGAUAACAUUUUUUUGUUUGUUUGUUUCAUUAUGCCUCCAGAUUUUCCAGAUUAAAAAAAAAAACAAUUUACGGCGAUAUCCAUGGUUAAAUUCAUGAUUAACUUUUUCUUCCUAUUCCAUGUUAUUGUGAUUGUUUAUUGAAGCGGGACACAUUCUGUAAAAGUUUAGUAUUUGACUAGCAACUCAAUCGUAAGAAUUCACUCAGGGCUUUCGUCACGGGACCCGAAAUUAGUGUGAUUAACUCCUGGAUCUGUGGAUUUCAUUUGCGGCAACUACAAACACGUCUCACUGGACCAAAAACUCGUACAGACCCUAUUUCAGGAUUAGCCUACAAUCUAGCCUACAAAACAAACAAACAAAAAUAAAAAAAAAAAAAUCAAAUUUACACUUUUAUGGGCUUUCCUUCAUCCUCAAAUGUAAUAAAUCAGCUGAGAUGCCUUUUUUUUUUCUUUUUUUUUUUUUUUGUGCACUAAAGCUAUGAGGCUCAUAUAGAUGACAUUAGACCGACAUAGAAGUCUCCCUCAUUGACAGUCUUUAGGCUCCACAAUAUCAUUUUAUUUAAAAUAAAUAAAUCAAUAAAGAGCGAUUAGCCAAUACAUACAAAUUUACACUUCUAUACAAACUAUGUUAUCGUUUGUGUAACUUAAGAACUUUCCAGUACAAUUUAAUCCUCACCUAGCUUCUUAGCUGUAGUCUGUGCUAGCACACUGUGUGUUGUGUAUUUGAACAAAGCUGUAUCUUGUUGUUGCUGCGUAUGAAUUGAUCUCAAACUCAAAUAAGAAAAAAAAAAGGGGGGGGGAUUCAAGUUGCCCAAGAUGGCCGACUUCCCAUAACAUUAAUGCGUUUGGCUACACAGUGAAGUUUAUAGAUUACAGGAAGUCCGUCUGUGUCUUAAACCACA